AUGCUUCAACUCGGCACUAUCCUUCACUCCAAGGGCUUCUACAUCACAAUCGCUCACACCCAGUUCAACUUUCCCAACCCACUGAACUACCCUGAUUUCAACUUCUUAGAGAUGUAUGAAGGCUUACAUGAGCAAAAUGUCUCGUCCCACAAUUUUAUAGAUGUGAUAUCGGGUUUUAAUGCCAACUGCAAAGCCCCGCUUCAGGAGUCAUUGGCUCGGAUGAUGGAGAAAGAGGAUCAACAUAAUGCUAUGAUGCUGGAACUGGUAGAACCGCUCAGAUUGAAAGACCUACCAAUUACCAAUUUCAGAGAUUUGGAUGACUUACUGCAACUAAUAGUGAAAGCCCACGAUUCAAGGUCAUCUUCGGCCAUCAUUUGGAACACCAUGGACUGCCUCGAACAAUCAUCAUCGGCACUUCUCCGGCAAGAAUACCAACUUCCAUGGUUUCCUAUCGGUCCUCUGCACAGAACUAUUCCAGCCCCCUCCACCAGCUUAUUGAAAGAGGACCAGAAUUGCAUUUCAUGGAUGGACAAACAAUCACACAACUCUGUCAUCCAUGCAAGCGUGGGAAGCAUAGCCUUCUUGGACAGUAAAGAACUAGCAGAAAUGGUGUGGGGUCUGGCCAACAGUGAGCACCCUUUCUUGUGGGUGGUUCGAACCAACUCCAUAUUAUUGCCAGAAAGUUUCCAAGAAACUGUUGGAGAAAGGGGUUGCAUAACGAAAUGGGCACCCCAAAAGGAGGUCUUGGCACACAGCGCAGUUGGAGGGUUUUGGAGCCAUUGCGGUUGGAACUCAACCAUUGAAAGCAUCUCUGAAGAAGUUCCAACGAUAUGCCAACCAUAUUUUGGGGACCAAAGAGUGAACUCAAGGUACUUGAGCCAAGUAUGGGGUGUAGGGUUGGAAUGGGAGAAUGACAUGAACAGAGGACCAAUAGAGGAAGCUAUAAGAAUGCUUAUGGUGGGCAAAGAAGGGGAAGUGAUAAGACAAAGAACAAAAGAUUUGAAGGUGAAAAUCGAACUUUCUAUGAAGCAAGCCGGUUCUUCCUACAAUUCCUUGAAUGAAUUGGUAGACCAAAUCUUGUCAUUCUAA
Molecule: messenger RNA, 1089 nt
Organism: Prunus mume (Japanese apricot)
Lineage: Eukaryota; Viridiplantae; Streptophyta; Magnoliopsida; Rosales; Rosaceae
Source: RefSeq, a predicted model, not a curated record